Messenger RNA from Drosophila obscura, 2269 nucleotides. RefSeq lists its product as uncharacterized. Gene Ontology annotation, biological process: nervous system development. Gene Ontology annotation, cellular component: membrane. The coding region runs from base 54 to 2066 and encodes 670 amino acids. The transcript has 4 exons. NCBI's taxonomy places the organism in Eukaryota, Metazoa, Arthropoda, Insecta, Diptera, Drosophilidae. The record is from RefSeq and is a predicted model, not a curated record.
CGCUGGUCAGUCUUUAUUCUUAGUCGGACAGUCACAGAUCUGCUGCAUAAAUUAUGGCACUUCGCUUGGGUGUACUGCUGCUGCUGCUGCUCCUCCUCCUCCUGGCCAGCCACACGCAUGGACGCUGCGAGAGAUCGGGCACACUGGACAAUGGCUCCAUGUUCAGUCGGAACAGAAAUAUGAUGCGCAUUCGCUGCGAUUACGGAUAUUAUCUGCAAGGCAGCUCCAUCGCCAUCUGUGGCCUGGAUGGUCGCCUGCGCGGCGAGCGACCCUUCUGUGCAAGACGGGGCUGCACAGCGCCAGAGCAGGAGCUGCACAGCGAUCGAGUGGUCAGCAAUGGCCUGAGGGCCUACACCGUCUGUCACGAUGGCUUCGUGCUGGUGGGCAGCGCCAGCGCCUACUGCAAUGGCACGCACUGGAACACCGCCCUGGGCAGCUGUCGGCGCAGCAAUCACACGCUGGAUCACUCGUGCGACUUUGAGAGCGAGGAUCUGUGCGGCUGGACGGUGGAGCAGUCGUUCAUUCAGCCCUGGAAGCGCAUCAGCACUGUGGCGGAUCACCAUUCGUUCCGGACGGGGCCGCGGCACGAUCACACCUUCCAGCGCAGCGACGGCGGCCACUAUAUGCGCAUGGAGACGAAGGGCGGCGCCUUUGGCAGCUACCACUUCAUGUCGCCCAUCUAUCCGCGCGAGCUGAGCCUGAGGACCGCCUGCUGCUUCCGGUUCCACUACCUCAUGUACGGCGCGGGCGUCGACAGCCUGGUGGUGUCCGUCAAGCCGAUCUCACUGCCCGUCCAAGACAUGUGGACGUCGUACAGGGACAACUCCACGAAAUUGAAAAUUACUGGCAGUCAGGGCACCGAGUGGCUGGCGCAUACCAUCAUCAUUGACGACAUGGAGGAGGAUUUUCAGGUGAUCUUUACGGCCACCGAUGCCAGGUCGCGUUUCGGCGACAUUGCCAUCGAUGAUGUGCACCUGAUGACGGGCCCGGACUGUGGUGUGGAUGGAUACACGACCACCGCGGAGCCCACUGUCACGCCGGAUGCCGGCAGCGAUGAUCAGCCGCUGGUCUUUGACAUGAUGAACUGCACGAAUCGGUGUGGCCAGCCGGGCAGCAGGUUCGUCCUAUCGGCGGAUGGAAUACUCAGGGGCUGUGGGUGCAACGAGGAGUGCGUGCUAUUGGAUAAUUGUUGCCUCAAUUACAUUGACGAAUGUGUUGUGAUAGCGGAGGCGACCACACAGGAAGAAGUAUGGCAAACAACAACUACUCCAACAACAACAACAACGACCACAACGACCAGAAAGCCUAACACAACAACGACUACAACAACUACAACAACAACAACAACACCAAAACCAACAACAAAGAGAACUACAACAACAACAACGACUACAACAACACCAAAGCCAACAACAAGAACGACAACUUCAACAACAACACCAAAACCAACAACAACGACUACAACAACAACACCGAGACCAACAACAAGAACAACCACCACAAGGCGUACAACAACUUCAACAACAACACCAACAACAACACCAACAACAACACCAACAACAACACCAACAACAACACCAAAAACAACACCAAAAUCAACAACAACAACCACUCUAAGAUCAACUUCUGCCGCUCUCAAUCCUACCCAAGUAAAUCCAAUUUCCUCCACAGAGCGUACCAAUAAUCGCAUAUCGUGGACAGUGGAUCCGAACGAGAUUGCCGGCCACAUGGACACCACUGGCAACUCCAACGCCAAUCCCGCACUCAUCAUGCUGUACAUUCUCCUGGCCAUUGCGCUGAUUGUGGCCCUGACCAAUGUCACCUAUCGCUGGAUCAUUCCACUGACUGCCGCCGCGCCCAGCAAUGAGAAGGCGGUCGCCUUCCAGAAGGCCUUCAGCAAGCUGAGAAAAACAAGACUAUCACGUCGCAAUCAGUUGAAGAACGAAGACGGUCAGGGGCAGCCGUUGUGCGAUACCGAUGACGAGGAUGGUGACAAUUACUUCGAGAAUGAUGCAACACGCUUCGAGGAAAUGGGCGUGGACAUACGGAAUGUGACGGACCUCUGAGAGAGAAACACACGCACACAAAAGGAACGCAAUAUGAGGGCUCUAUACCCUACACUCACCCUCAGCCUUACCCCUAUCCUUACUCACCCGCACCACUACUCUCUACUCUGUUUUUUGUAUGUAUGAUUAUACCUAUUGUAUAGGCUAGGAGUUCUAACCCACUUGUUUAUACAACUAAUAAAAAUGUAUAUGCCCGAAAAGUG